UCUCUUCCUCUCGCUUUUUAGUGUGUUCCUCAUUCACUCACUCAGAAAAGGUUGAGAGAGGGUCUCUCAGCAAGAGAAGGGUAAUAAAAAGGGGAUUGUUUGAACAGAGAGACUGUGUAAACAAAGGGAACUGGGUUGUGUUCUUGGGGACUCUUAUCACCUGUCUACAACACACCACUCCUGCAGCAUUAUAGGACUCCUGGAUGGAGAGGCAGCAGGGAGAGGUAAUGGCAGAUCGCCUGGAGCGCCUAGAUCCACUCUGUGACUCAGAGAGAGAGAUGAUCAAGGACACCUGGGCCAAAGUCUACCAGAACUGUGAUGAUGUCGGGGUGGCCAUUCUCAUCAGGCUCUUUGUGAACUUCCCCUCCUCCAAGCAGUACUUUAAACAGUUCCAACAGGUGGAGGACCCUGAGGAACUGGAGAGGAGUGCCCAGCUCAGGAAGCACUCCCGCAGGGUGAUGAACGCCAUCAACACCCUGGUGGAGAACCUCCAUGACGGGGACAAGAUGGUAUCUGUUCUGAAGCUGGUGGGCAAGGCCCAUGCACUCAGACACAAGGUGGAGCCUGUCUACUUCCAGGUGAGGAAGAACCAGGCAACAUGUUUACACAUAACCAUUACCCACAGGCACACCAAAGCAAAUGUAUUCCCUCUCUCUCUUUCUCAGAUCCUGUGUGGGGUGAUUCUGGAGGUGCUGGUUGAAGACUUUCCUGAUUACAUCACUCCAGAGGUGGCAGUGGCGUGGACCAAGCUGCUGGAUGCCAUCUACUGGCACGUGAAAGGUGUGUAUGAGGAGGUGGGCUGGGCCUCCAGCUCUGCCGUGUGAACCAUCUGUCUGUCUGUGUCAAAGUAACCAUCAGUGACUACUGUGGACUCCCGGAGACUGACUACUACUGGGCCUUGGCUUAGGAGCAGGACGAUCUAUGUCUGACCAUUCAAGGGAAGAAAUGUAUCUUUCCAGAGCUCAUAGAAUCUGCUCAUAGAAUCUUCCUAUGUAUCAUCAUGGCUCCCUCCCUGUAUCUGUCCCAUGCCCCCACUGUGGGGUGUGUUCUUCUGAUGGACUCUCUUAUGAACGAUGGGGUGGUGGUUUGUGCUGACUUUGGUUGGAAUGUGUGUGAAUGGACAUAUGUGUGUAUGCAUUUAUGUUUGAGGUAGAGAAUGAGCCCUACACAGACUGAUAGAAUCUUGGAUGUCUCUUCAGCUACAUUGCCAUGAGAUUAUGUUGAAGAUUGAGGAUUGGCAGACAUAAGAACUGUAUUAUGCCAUAGAGACAGUCUAAACGUACACUCUCAUACACAUUUUUAUCUUUACACCAAAAACAGAUAUACAGGGGAGAGAAUGUCUUCUGCUAAUCACUCAGUUGUUAACCUGCUUUGUGCCUUUCUUUAUUUCUGACACUGACAUCAAGAUCUUUGUUCAUUUCAUGUGAUGCUUUGUUGGUGUUUCCUGCACAGUAUAUUGUAUUUCAGAAUCCGUCACCCUUCAGAAACAGAUCCACUUCACUGUCUCACAAAAUGAGAAAUAACUUGUGAGGUGUGGUGUCCACAUUUAAGCAAUGUAAAUGUUUUUUUUUAUCAAUCCCUGUAUCUGCAUAAUAACAUAAUAAACCAAAACAAUGAUAUCUAUAA
Molecule: messenger RNA, 1626 nt
Organism: Oncorhynchus nerka (sockeye salmon)
Lineage: Eukaryota; Metazoa; Chordata; Actinopteri; Salmoniformes; Salmonidae
Product: cytoglobin-1-like
Exons: 2
Coding region: 204-824 (206 amino acids)
Biological process (GO): oxygen transport
Molecular function (GO): iron ion binding; heme binding; oxidoreductase activity
Source: RefSeq, a predicted model, not a curated record